Colletotrichum karsti is the source of this 1017-nucleotide messenger RNA. RefSeq lists its product as uncharacterized. The record is from RefSeq and is a predicted model, not a curated record. The transcript is spliced from 2 exons. NCBI's taxonomy places the organism in Eukaryota, Fungi, Ascomycota, Sordariomycetes, Glomerellales, Glomerellaceae. Bases 1 to 1017 code for a protein of 338 amino acids.
AUGAUGAAAAAGCUCAUUACCGUACUUGGCGUCACUGGUACGCAGGGCGGCUCUGUCGCAAGCCGUUUUCUCUCCCACCCCGACUGGCACGUACGCGGGCUCACACGCAAGCCCGACUCUGCCAAGGCAAAGUACUGGGCAGGCCGUGGGGUCGAGGUCAUCAAGGGCGACUACGAUGAUUUAGACUCGCUGAGAAUUGCCUUCUCAGGAGCUCACGCCAUCUUUGCCGUCACCGAUUGGGCGGCGAACUACGCCCGGGUCGUCGAGGAUGCCGCUUUGCAGGAAAAGGCCAAGGCAGCCGGGAGGUCGUUCGAGGAGUUCGCCGGAGACUUGGAAGAGGCCCAGGGUAUCAACUUGGCCGUGGCGGCUCUCGAUCCCGUCGUUCUCUCUACUCUGGAGAGGUUCGUCUUUUCAACACUGCCCGCCGUCCAGCUGAUUAGUGGCGGCAAGUACAAGCAUUCGUACGAGUUCGACUCCAAGGCCGGUGCUGAGAGAUAUAUGCGUGCUCAUCUGAGCUUUGUCCUGAGCACCGUCACCCUGGGGAUCUUUCAAGAGACGUGGAGAGAUAUUGCUGCUUUUCGACCGCACAAGCAGCCGGACGGCACGUUCGAGUACGUGAACUUGGAGGUGUCAGGACCGCACGAUGCCAACCCCGAGGUGGUUGCCACACGGGACACGGGUGCUUUCGUCGAGGCGCUCAUCCUUCACCACCCCCCUGGCACGGAUGUAUUGGGUGCUACCGAAAUAAUUUCCAAACGGGACUAUGCGGCUCUGUGGGGUCGCACGCUGGGGGUACAGACGACUGUCAGAGACGUUUCGGAGGAGGAAUACGUCCGGUAUGUCCCCGAUGCGUACAAGACCACGAUCGUGGACGAUCUUCGGUUCUUUGCGGAGUUCGGGUACACUGGGGGCAAUGCCAAGGUCAAGACGCCGGCAGAACUAGGCAUCAAGACGAGCUCACUGGUCGAGUAUUUUCGCGAUGAGGAUUGGAGUGACGUCCUGGAGGGUCGCCUUUAA